Messenger RNA from Varanus komodoensis (Komodo dragon), 4152 nucleotides. RefSeq names its product TIA1 cytotoxic granule associated RNA binding protein (gene TIA1). NCBI's taxonomy places the organism in Eukaryota, Metazoa, Chordata, Lepidosauria, Squamata, Varanidae. Bases 131 to 1309 code for a protein of 392 amino acids. Gene Ontology annotation, molecular function: mRNA binding. The transcript has 13 exons. The record is from RefSeq and is a predicted model, not a curated record.
UUAAGAGGACGAGCGGCGGGUUCCUUGUCUGUGGCGGCGACGUGCGGCCUUCCUCGCGCGUGCACUCGGCCCGCGGGUCGGCGCGGUGGAUCACGCCCGGCUGGGGGGCUGACGAGGAGUUGCCGCAGCUAUGGAGGACGAAAUGCCCAAGACGCUGUAUGUUGGAAAUCUAUCAAGAGAUGUUACUGAAGCCCUAAUUCUCCAGCUGUUCAGUCAGAUUGGACCAUGUAAAAACUGCAAAAUGAUCAUGGAUACGGCUGGAAAUGAUCCGUACUGUUUUGUGGAGUUCUAUGAGCAUCGUCACGCAGCUGCAGCUUUAGCAGCUAUGAAUGGACGGAAGAUAAUGGGUAAGGAGGUCAAAGUGAACUGGGCAACAACCCCCAGCAGCCAGAAGAAAGAUACCAGCAGUAGUACCGUUGUCAACACACUGCGUUCACAAGACCACUUCCAUGUCUUUGUUGGAGACCUCAGCCCAGAAAUUACAACCGAAGAUAUAAAAGCAGCUUUUGCGCCAUUUGGAAGAAUAUCGGAUGCUCGGGUUGUUAAAGAUAUGGCAACAGGGAAGUCUAAAGGAUACGGUUUUGUGUCUUUCUUCAAUAAAUGGGAUGCAGAAAAUGCAAUUCAACAGAUGGGGGGACAGUGGCUUGGCGGAAGACAAAUCAGGACGAACUGGGCAACACGCAAACCUCCAGCUCCAAAGAGUACCUAUGAGUCAAAUGCCAAACAACUUUCUUAUGAUGAUGUUGUAAAUCAGUCCAGUCCAAGCAAUUGCACUGUGUACUGUGGCGGUGUUACUUCAGGCCUAACAGAACAGCUGAUGCGCCAGACGUUUUCCCCGUUUGGGCAGAUAAUGGAAAUUCGGGUCUUCCCAGAUAAAGGGUACUCCUUUGUACGGUUCAAUUCUCAUGAAAGUGCUGCGCAUGCAAUUGUUUCCGUCAAUGGCACCACUAUAGAAGGGCAUGUCGUGAAAUGUUAUUGGGGCAAAGAAACGCCAGAUAUGAUCAAUCCUAUCCAACAGCAGAACCAAGUGGGAUAUCCCCCACCCUAUGGGCAGUGGGGCCAGUGGUAUGGAAAUGCCCAGCAGAUUGGCCAGUACAUGCCUGAUGGCUGGCAUGUCCCUGCAUACGGAAUGUAUGGACAGGCGUGGAAUCAGGGAUUUAAUCAGACGCAAUCUUCUGCAGCAUGGAUGGGUGCAAAUUACGGCGUACCGCCGCCUCCGCCGCCACCCCCGCCUCCACCCCAGGGGCAAAAUGGAAGUGUACUAACGAGUCAAACUGGAUAUCGGAUGGCAGGUUUUGAAACUCAGUGAGAGAAACACAGAAGGACUCUGGAAUAGAACAACUGGCGGCUUUGAGGCUAAAUGGAGCGUUGUAAAUCCCUUUGUUUACUUUAAAAAAUCUAUCCAAUCAAGUCAGUGCAAAAGUCAAACAGUAUUUAUUUUUAAUCAUGAAAUUUGUUGUCCACAUUUUUUUAAAAAGACACACACACAGGAAAUACUAGAUGCUGGAUAUCUGCCAACUUUUGCCUUCUUUUCCUCUUUUAAGAUGUGUUUCUUAAGAUCCUUGUUUGAAACACAACUAAUGCAGGGAUUUCUGCCACUUUUAGAUUGGGGCAGAAAAUUGCACAAUGUCAAAACUUUUUUUUCCACGGAAGUAGUGUGCAGUUCUAGUUUGCAUUCCUAGUAUGACUCAAAAUGUAUAUGAAAGAAGUUGUACAAAAGAAGAAAAAAACCACGCCAAAACUGUGUGAAUUCUGAAGGUUUGUUGUGAUCUUCAGUGUGUGCACAAUUCUGUUUUAAAGAGAGCCUAUUGUAUAAAGUGUCCAUCUCCUCACUUUUGUUAUACUGGGGCUUCAAAUAUAACUUAUUGGUUUACAUUAUUUUGUAUCUAGACAUUUUUCAAAAAGUGUUUUUGCCUUACUGUCAGCUAUUAAAUUAUUAAACGGGAGUGGCGGUGGGGAAGUCAUAAUUGACAAAAGUAGUUGUACAGAGCUCCUGGAUCCAACUCUUCAUGUUGUUGCUAUUGUUAGGUGUGAGAAGGUGCCUGGGAAGUCCCUGCUGAAUUUGCUCAAUGAUCUUUAUCUUCAUUGAUGAACUUCAGCCCAGUUUCAAAUAUUAAAAAUGUGACACAUUCUUACAAACCAGCUUUUUUAAAUCUGUCAGUUUUUACAUUUACAUGUAUCCUUUAUCAUGUAAACUAUUUUAGCAAAUUAAUAUUUUUCACAAAAGUUGGUCAGUUUUUGUAUGUCUCCUUUUUUGAAAGGGUAAGAGGCAGAGAGAUUUGAGUACGAUUUAGGCUUUGGCUUUUGCAUGUGAAUAUCAAAUACAUUGUUAGACUUUGAAUAAACAGUCAUGCACUCAUUUUUCAGAGACAUGUAGAGAAUCCAUUGGUCUUAACUGUUAGCAAUGUUUUGCUCAAGUGGAGUAAGUUGGACUUGAAUUAGCAUGUACAGGUAGAGCUGUGAAAUCAUGUAGCAUUAUGUGAAUCAGGCCAGGAGUAUGCGGAAUGCACCCAUUCAGCCUGAAGGACCAGCUCGAUAAAGCAGUUUGAAUUGUUCAGAGGCCAAAAAAUCUUGCUAUCCUACCUCCUUAACUAGCCUUCAGAGAGUGCAAAAAAGAAAACUACCCCUAGAUGUAGUAUUUAUUUAUCCCUGUUAAUGUCUGGGCAUGUGGAGGUCUUGGUUUUUUGUUUUGCAUUGGUUGUAGUGGAGCAAUUUGGGAUUUUUGAGUUUACGCUAUACAAAGCGUCCUGUGACAACAUAUUUUAUGGAAAGAAGUGGUCCCUUGAGAGAGUAGAACUAGUUUAGCUUUGGAAGUGUUGGUUCUGUUUGUCUCUAUUUUGACCCCUUAUUUUCUUUGAGGAUUUUUUUUUAAUUUUCUUUGGGCGGGGAGGGUUAGGAAGCUGUUCUAAAAUAGGAAAGCUUGCUGUGGAAUCUUAUUUUGCAGUGGGCAGGGUAGAAGAAAAGACAAAGUUUACAGUGAGAAAACCGCGUUAUCCUUGACUAUGUUGACCACUGACAUUCUGUAAAGUAAGUUAAGCCAUGGUUUGAAAUUCCAGGGAGCAGGUCAGUGCAGUUCUGUUAACAACAUGGCGGUUGAAAAAGCCUGUUGCUGCCUGUAGACAGUGUUUGGCCCCCAAAUAAUAAGGCAUCCCCAAAAGACACCUUUAAUGCCAUAGGUUUUCCCAUUUAUAUACCCAUGCUGCUUCUUAAAUUCAGGGUGGGAGGAUCUUAUUUCUGUUUACCACCUCUGCCUGUAAAUUUCUUUCAAAAGAGGACAUGAAUAGGUUUGAGGUGAGUCUGGUGCCGCAUUGACUUUUCUGUGUGUAUUCUCAGCAGUAGAACUGCCUAGGUUUAGUCUAUUUAAAUUACUUUCACUAAAACAAUCUGAGAUCCUAUUACCCAGGGUUUUUUUUAAAGGUUUUUUAUAUCUUGUCAUUGCCAGGGUUUCCCUCUCUGUUUGGACACCCAGGAAGAAAUGAAGGUCAGUUGACCAUAAAUAGUUAAAGCUUUGAUACAUUUCAAAAUCAGGAAGUCUUUGAAGGGGGAAGGCAAAGAGGAGAAAGUAACAGCUUUUCAGUAUUAUUUAAGAAGCUUGAACCAUCUUAAAGCUUCUCAAUUAGGCUUCAGAGUAUGAGAAAUACAUGGAUGGAGCUCUGUAAGCUCUGCACUUUUUAUUAUGAAGGUUGUUCUUUUUGUUACCCUGCUGGAGGUCGCGCUUGACUUCUGCUACAUGAGCCAGAGCAAAAGCUUCCCAAAUUCUAGCUUUAUUGGGGUUUCCUUCCUUUGCUGUAACUUGUCCACAGUAGCCAGAAAAUAAAAUAGGCUAACAAUCACUUGAGCCUAUUUCUUCUUACUUGUUACCCUUUUCCCUGCUUUUAGUUUUAAGCAUCUGCCAGGCCUUUCAAGUUAAAAAGGGAGCUUUCUUAAUAUGAGAGAUGUAAACACCUUUACAGGUCUCAGUGAAGGAGGUUGCUGCCUGGGGAGUUUGGUUUGGUUUUCAGCUAGCAGCCCAUUUUUGUGUCUGUAUAAACAUUGAAAGCUUCAUUUGAACUAAUGUAUUUUGAUACUUGUGUUUUGAAGUUCAAAAACUUCACUCCAGAAGCCGUGACUUUUGAAAGCCAUUAAGAUGUUAAUAAAAGAUGUGAGCUUGCA